AUAGUAAGCUCAAUUGGUGAUCGGCCUGAACUGCACUGCGACGCAUCUCCUCCAUUCUCGCUCUCAUGUGCACGUUGUUCCCAACAUCCUCUCUAACUUUUGAAGCGUCAUCUGUUUGGUGACCAAUAUACAUGUCCUAAGUUUGUCGCGCUUCUGACAUCACCACCAUCACCUUCACUACAAGCAUCCUCAGACACGCGAAAGUGAGCGUUAUAACCCAUCAAGCAUAAAUAGAUUUCCUCUAUCCAACACAACCCGUACCUACAAGCUGGCGGACCCAGUGUUGGCAACUUCAAAGCCUCGGUGUGCAAGUUGUGCUGCACUCAAGUCUCACUCUCCCACCAUACCAGGGCAUUACUUGUCUCAUUUCCCUUCAUCAUGCCAUCUACCAGGCGUGUGAGAAUCCUUGGGAUCUUAGUUGCGGUCCUUGUGUUCACCAUCCUCUAUCUAACGGCCGAUGCCCGACAAGCUCGCGAUUCGGACUUUUAUCAAAAGACUGUUCACGCCAUGGACGCGCACAACGGGAAGGACACGGAGGCAGCCGAUGUCGGUCAACGACUCAAGAAUGCAGAAGCUGCGGCCAAGAAAGCGGCCGAUGCUGCGGGAGAAAAACACAAGGAAGCAGUAUUGGGUGUGGAUAAGGAACCCCUAGAGCUUGACGAUGAGAUUGAGAAGAGUGUCGCCGGUCGCAAAAAGAUGAACAAGGCCGAGAAAUGGGAGGUUACACCCGCGGGCGGAAAGGAGGCGAAACCUUCUCCACCUGCCUUGUCGCCGGAGGAAGAGGAGCUUGAGAAUGAAUUGAAUGAUAUUCUCAAGCGCAGCCCAAUUAUCAUCUUUUCCAAAACCCACUGCCCCUUUUCCAAGAAAGCAAAGCACAUCCUAGUCGAGAAGUACAAGAUUGUUCCACCGCCCUUUGUCGUCGAGCUUGAUGAACAUCGUCUGGGUUCUCAACUACAAGAUAUACUCGAGAAGAUGACUGGCCGACACACUGUUCCCAAUGUCUUAAUCAAUGGCAAGAGCAUUGGUGGAGGAGACGACGUCGAGGAACUGGAUACCUCAAAUACUUUGAUCGAUAAGGUCAAGCAAAUGGGAGGGAAACGGAUCAUGGAAGCCAAGCUCAGCGAGGCUUGAGAUUACGGCGCCUGACGCUUUUUCCAAAUCCUUUUCCCUUUAAUUUGUCACCGAAGCCGAAGGUUUAAAAUCCAUGGCAACGUUUCUCCUGUGACGAGCGAAUCAAGAUUGUCGACAUUUCUACGGGCGUUAAAAGGAAGGGGUUCUUUCAUUCAUGCUUGGGGCGCGGUUUCACCCGAGCGCCGGUCUCAUAGAAAAUUGUCUUGGAAUUGGUAUCGGACUUGGUGUUUUGGUUCCGUGGUUUCGGGCAGAUCUCCCAACUUGAACUCAACUGUCUCGCCUUCUUGUAAAGCUGAUUUGGCAUUGUACAUAGCUAUUGUGGUGCCUCGGAAGGUUGUCGCCGUUUCCUUUCCUUUUUCUGGCAAGCACCAAGUAUGAUCAUAGACUUUAAAUAAAAUUCCAAGCAUUACUGAACUAGGC
Messenger RNA from Xylona heveae TC161, 1551 nucleotides. Its product is annotated as glutaredoxin. The record is from RefSeq and is a predicted model, not a curated record. The transcript is spliced from 3 exons. Lineage: Eukaryota; Fungi; Ascomycota; Xylonomycetes; Xylonales; Xylonaceae. Bases 379 to 1131 code for a protein of 250 amino acids. Gene Ontology annotation, biological process: cellular response to oxidative stress. Gene Ontology annotation, molecular function: glutathione disulfide oxidoreductase activity. Gene Ontology annotation, cellular component: fungal-type vacuole; cytoplasm; cis-Golgi network.